UAUCAUUAUAUGGCAUGGCUUUCAAAGUGAUCCAUUAUUUCAGUUUCAGAAUAAUUUAAGACACCGUAUUAAAAGCUUUGAAAAGCAUGCCACAUAAUAAGCAUGCCACUUACUAUUUUAAGGUCUAUCAAUAUGGAUUGUGUUCAGCAGGACUUUAUUAAUAGUUAUAGUCUAAUGGAAGGAUUGAAAUACUGGCAGUGAGCAGUCUUCCUUACUUUGUGCACAAAAUGCAUAGCUGCCGUAAAAGCUUAUUUGUUCAUGUUCCCCAAAUAGCCCGCAGAUGAACUUUUAAGCUCCUCUUUCUCCUCUUGCUCAGAGUGAUAGACUAUCCCAUGUUACCACUAUGUCUUCUUCCUGUCUACUGAGAGGGAUCCGAUGAACUCCGGGCAGGUGGAGAAGGCUACUCGCUCUGCUUGCUGGGAUGGGGCAGAUGCUAGAGUAAGGAACUUCGUGGGGCAAGAGCAGUUUGCUAGCCUGGUUGGGAAGGGGACACGCCCUAGCAUCUGGGCUUUCCAGCCUGUAGGUGCAGCUCAGUGGCACAGAAUUGAUAGUGAUACUUGGAAGUCCAGGCGCCUGUGGAUGUGGGACCAGGUAAGUCUGUCAGCAGGACCUCACACACAGGAUCAAGGUUUAGAGGCCAGGACCCUCAGCCCUAGGGAAGUAAGAAUGGUAUGAAUAAAGAUGGCUAGGCCAAGUGCCAGAGGAUAGGCUCAAGGUCAUAAACUCCACUGAGCGCAGGCAAGGGGCGGGCCCUGGGGAAAAGAGGACACAGCCUGAGAGCCAGGCAGGGUCCCCUACUGUGCAUGAACAGAGUUUUACAGUCAAACAAAAUGUACAUAAACUAAUCUGGCUAAAAUUCCUAACACAGUAUUCUCUGAAAAUUAAGCAUUAAAAUCUAGUUAGCAUAAAUUUUUAGUCAUUUGCAUAUUUAUAUAGUCAGUUUUUUAAGAUGUUAACGGUUUUUCAGUGUUGCAGAUUAUGGGGUUUUUUUUUUUCCUUUUCUACUUCAUUGUCAUUUUUGAACCGCUUUUUGAUGAAACUGGUUUAGCAGCUCGAAAAAAGAAAAAAGUUUUUCAGUCCUUUGAUGGAGCCAACUACAUUUAUGUAGAUUUUCUCCUUUUUUAUUUUUCUUUUAUCAGUAAUCCCUCAGACAUUUUUUCUGACAUUUUCAACAUCAUCCUUACAUUUUAAUUUCCCAUAAAGAACAUCCUCUUCCAAGAUUUUGAAUAUUCCUUUUUCUUUCCUGUAAAACUUCAUUGGCUAUUUCCAAACGAUAAGUCGGAAGGGAUGCAGGCUGCGUGCGCACAAGGAGCUGUGGGACAGAACAUGUGAAAGCAGAUAUGUUCUGAAAAUCUGGGCCGAUGGAGCGCACCCCAGCUAUGUCUCCCUGCCUGUCGGGCCACCUGCAGGCCCCUGCUAGUAUGUGUCCACAUGUUCCUAGCUUUCAGCAUCCCCUGACAGAAACUGGAGGGACCCCCACCCAGGUGGUUGUGAUGCUCCCCACGUUUCUCCUCUGCCGUCUGAGCAAACAAACAGCCUCCUCCUACAGGGUUUGUCUUCUGAGCCUGCUUUAUGCUGAUGUGAAAUUGCAGAAACACCAAAACAUGUUUACCUGCUGUUCUGAUUUCUGAAAUCCCUUAUCAAGACUAUAGUCAUGGUCAACAAAUAUUUAUCAAGUGUCUGCUACAUGCCAGGAUGCUGACCAGGUGCUGGGGGGUGGAAAGAUGAAUAAUCGUCUCCCUGCAGCUGAAUUUAGAAUCCCCGGGGGUGGGGGAGACAGGUCAUCUCAAGGAGAGUGUCACAGUCUGUAUUAGAGGUAAAAGGCACCCCCAGGCAUAACAUUGUGAAGUUCUUUCUCGUUCAAGUUAAAUCGGUCUAGGAAUGUAAUUACCAAAUCUCUUCUGACUGGGGUGGCCUGGGCAGUGUAUGUAUCCUCUGGAGGUGGAGGAGGGAGUGGCCACCCCGACUUGACAUUUUUGCCUAGAGUUAAUCCUAUUUACUCAACUAUAGGAAUACAUAGAGGUGGUGGUUUCCAGAGGUGGUUGUGACCUGCAGGGUUACACGGGCAUAACUUAAGGACAGAGUAAUGGCAAAUACAGAGCCUUCCCUGGACUGGGCUCUUUUUCAUGAUACAGCUUAAUGCUGCUCAAGAUUUUGUGUGUGUGUGCAUGUACACACACACACACACACACACACACACACACACUUAUAUCUUCUCGUAUAGCACAGUGCUAGCCUGUAUUUCAAGUGCACUUUAUUUUGAGAUGGCUUAAAACUAAUUCUCUGCAUGAGCUUUUGUAACUACAUAAAACCUUCUCUCCUCGUCACUUUUGUUUGAACAUGUGCUGUUUCUGCUUUCCCAUUUGCAUUUGUAGACAGACACAGUAGGAGUGCUUGGAGAGUUCAAACAUGGAACCUAGAUGAUGCUGUGUUCGUCAUUUUAGUAGUAUCAGUCAGUUAACCCUAAAUGAAUGGAGGCAUGUGCUCCAGGUGUUUGUGGUCCAUUCGUGUGAACAUUUUUAGAGUUGAUGUCUGGCGUUUUUGUUGUCACCCCAGGAAUAUAAGAAGUCAGUAGUCAUAAAAACAGCCCCUCACAAUUUGGGAAAUAGGCAAUUUUCAAAUUGGGCUGACCUGUGAAUCACUUACUUUAUACCUAGCCAGAGCACCAGUAUUUUAGAAAUGUUUCAUACCAAAAAACAAAGCCAAGAAAAGCUCUAAAAGCCAUUAAAGUCUUGAUAAAGCAAUCUUACUUGGUAUUCACAUAUCACUGAUUUCUUUGCUCUCUCCCAAGCACCAUUGCUUCCCUUGUAAAUAGUUCCCCUCACACAUCCUGUUUGCAAAUACUAAGAUCACCCUAUGUGAUGAAAAUGGAAAUACUUGAUAUGCCACCCAUGUGUAUGUUUUUAGCUUUUUAUUUUGACAAGACUAAUCUUAGGGGGGAAGAAUCCUCCAUGUACUUUUUUAAAGGAAAUGCUGACUUCUAAGUCACGGAUCAUUAAAAGAGAGGUUUUAAAAGAGAAGAAAAAAAUUUUUACUUAACAUGACAUUUAUGUUCUAUAAAAUAAAUAACCAAGAAAAUAUUUCAGAAUUGGAAAACAAAAUUUGAUUGUCUCUUCCUUCUCUCUGGGUACUCUAGAGAAUGUAAUAAAACAGCCAUACCCAGGCUCAAGGUGGCCCACAAGGAACAUCCUAAUUGUACAGAGAGAGAACUGAUGUUGGGAUUUGUGGGUUCCACUUUGGAAUCCAUUGUUUUUUUCCUGUUGGUUCUUAAAAACAAACAGGUCGGCUUUUUCCCUUCACUUGUCUGUUGGGUUUUAUUAUUUGUACAUUAAACAUACUUUCUACAUAUGAGUAUGGCUAAAUUUUAUGCUAAGUGUCAAAAGGGGUGUGCUAGAACUACGUUUUAAUGAACUGCUCAGAAGUUGUAAACAUCGAGUACAGUCAUUCAAAACAGGCAGAGUUAUUUUUACUAGUUUUAGUUAACUAUGACGUCUAUAGGAAAACAAGUACUGUAGUUGUCAGUAUUUGGGGUACAAAAUGUGUUAAUCAGGUACCUACUUAAAGCUUUGGUGGGUCAGGCACAAUCCCAGCUCUUUGCCCUGUCUCCUGCUUCUUUCUGUCCUCUUGAGGCAUCAGCAGCCCCAUCUCACCAUCUGACCAUCCUGCUAUAUCCUUCCUGCUGUGUGUCAGGCAUGGGUGCAGGUACCAGGCAUAUUUUCACUUGAGCAGUUUUUAUUAGGAAUGGGGACUGGAUCGAUAUUACCUACUUGUACUGAUUCCUUAGCAGCGGAUCAGUCUGAGAAGGCUUGUUCUCUGAAACAAAUAAUUUUAGACUUUACAACAGUUGCUGCUGUUUUAAUCUAAGCCUUUACAAAUAGCCGGUAAGUUUCAAAAAUACCUUGUUAGUGGCUUAGUUUGUUGGACCAAAUUGUAUCCAUACCAUUAUUAUGUUUUACUUGAACAUAGGUACGUAUAUUCUGUCCUGUGUCUGUUAUGGUGAUUGAGCAAGCCUAUAGUUCAUUUUGAUGCUGGAAAGCACAUGCCCUGCUUUAAUUACUUUCAUUCAUUCAAAAUAAAUAAAUAAGUAAAACUUUACUUUUAGGGGAAAGAGCAGUGAAUAAAUAAAACUGACAGAGAUCCUGCCCCAAUGCCGCCUACAGUCUGUUUUUAAUAGUCUUGCAAGAUAUACUUCUCUUAUUUUCCAUUAAUAAGGGAUUCUACACACCUACAGAAAUGGAAUGCAGUGAAAAUUUCCACAUAACAUUCCUGAUCAAAAAAGUGUGCUGACUAUGCCAUUGCCCUUACUUCAGUAUUGGUCUGCUAUUCCUUGUUAAUUUCUUUCACUUCUUAUCUGAAGCUCUGUUAUGUUUUGUACAUGUGAAUUAAAGUAUUGACUAUUGGUAAGUUUCCUUUUGCAAGCUACCUAUUUAUAUGAAAAACAUGUUUUAAGCAAAUGUUGACAUUUUCUGCAUUGUUUACUCAUGGUGUUUUAUGAUUAGCAUAUGGGAGCAUAAAUAAAGCUUUGAUUAUCGAUGGCAUUUGCCCUUAAUUAUCAAAGUGUGUGUUUGACUUUUAACCUAAAUACGAACAAAUUAUUGAUGCAGGUAAGUGUCCUAAGAAUUCACAGCUGUUAGAUGAGUGACUGUGGAAUUGCACGUAUAGAAGCAGUACAGGGCUGUUCUUACGCCAGCAUUGUCAUAGGAAUUUGUUUUAGUAGACCCUCUGAUGUAUAAUUCAUUUUUGCUUGUUAUGUUUCUGUGUGAGUCACUGUUCUAGAAUGUAAAACAUAGGAUGAUGAACAUGUGUGUGUGCACACACACACAGUGUUCCCUUUACUUCCUGUUUUUAUGUAUGCGAAGUUGCCCUAGAAAAUAAAUGUGUGUUUCCGUACCAGCAAAAACUGGAAGGGCGUCCUGAAGUGUUGUGACUUUCUCAGAGUGAGUUGAAAUGGGUAUAUGGGUAUAUUGCUUCACAAUUAUUAGAUCAAGGCAAAGAAUUUGAAUCGUUUGAAAAGCAUAAUAACUGCUCUUUGACACAUAAAAAAGAAAGGUGAGAGAAGACAUUUUGUUGUAGACUUUUCAGAAAAUAGUAGUUACUUUUUAGAAGUCUUUCUUACUUCUAUAAAAAAGAACACAGAUCAGUUUAGUUGACAUUUUAGUUAGGAUUACAUAAAUGCAAAUGGUAUAUUUUUCAAUGUUUAUUUUAUCAAGCCAUAUAAUAAUGAACUCUAACUGGCUCCUGGUUUCCUUUGUUUGGGGAAAUAAUUAGCAGCCCUUUGAAAUUAUUGGGUCACUCAUAAAAACUCAAAAUAGUUAGAUUGAAGUUAGGGAAAUUAACUGUGACUUUGGAAUUAUGUUCUGCGAUAAAAUGAAUGAAAAUCUUGGCUUUAUUUAUUGUUUUAUUUCAGGCUAAAGUAUAGGUAAUUUUGUAGACUAUACUAGUAUUUCAAAUCAAGAUAGAAAUUUUAAACUAUAUUGAAAUGCUUCAACUCUAAAGUUUUUAUUAUAAGUGCCAUUGAAGAAUAAGCAUCACUGAAAUUUUUAUGAAUUAUUUGAGAUGCAAUAAAAUUGAUUUGGUCAGGAAAAAUACAAAAAUGUAUUGUUUACUAGUCAGCUUCUAUAUUUGUUUCUGCCCAAAUCACUGUCCACUCAGAUAGAUAUGCUAGUUUUUUAACUGUUACAUAAAUUACUUAAAAUUUACUUUGCAAACUGUCUUUAUUAAAAGAAGCAAAGUCUUAUAUUUGUUUCCUUUUGCGGAUCAUAUUGGCAGUUCCAACAGAGAAAAUAGACACUGUUCCCUGUUCUUGUCUUUUAAAUGUAAUAUGGGAUUUAUCCACUUGCGUAAUGGUUUGCCAACCUACCCUUCUCCUAGAAUGCAGCCCUGUAAGAGUGGAAAAAGGAAUUUUUAAGGCUUAUGCCCCUUCUUGACCACAUACAUGCUGUCAGGAUAGUCAGCUUCUAUGAGCCUCUCACAUUAAAAUGGCAGUGAUGAUAAAUGCACCCACCUCUCAGGUCCAUUGAAUUUUCCAGGGAGGCCAUAGAGAUGAAAACACUCUAUACUUGCAGGGUAUUUAUAUUAUUAAAAUAACACAAUACACAAAGCAGGCUUUCAUGUUCUUAACUACCCUACCAAAACCUCAGUAUGUGCCCUGGGCAAGUAAGUAUUUACAAAGUUAAUUUUAUUAUUUUACAAUUUUGAUGUGCGGAAUUCAGUUCUUCCAUUUAUGCAUGUCCUGUGCUUUACAAACGAAUGGAGCUUUUGCUUUAACUUUUUAAAUAUCUUUUAUGAGUCUGAAUUUGUAUUUUUCUUGUUUUUUCAACUAUGAGAAUAAUGCUGCUUUCAAAUGUACCUCUAUUACUUUUGUAAUGAUGCUUGAAUGUUCUCUAGUAAAUAUUGUAUUUACACAUCAAAUUUUUUAAAGUAUGUGAAUAUUUGAUAUUAGGAGAAAUUAAUUAGAUUUGUGUUUGGAACAUUAUGUAAAAUUGUUUCCGUUUAGCUUGUCAUUGGUGAAUCCUUUUAUUAUUGUCCUUUAACCAUUUGAUUUAUAUUAUCCCCCUCAUGCUCUUACAGUCGUGAGUUCUGAACAUUCAACUUUAAAAUAUUCAGAGCUUAUUAAUUUCUUUGUGCCCUGUAGUCUCUACAAUUGAUAAUACUAUAGUUGUUUUUUCUGCCUUUUGACCAUUCUUUUCUCAUUUACUUGUACAAUCAGGAAUUAUUAACAGAUUUUUUUCUCUAUGCAUGUUCUUAGUUAACUGAAGAUCAUGCCAAUAGGCAUUUUUUACAGAUAUUUUAAUAUUUUUUCAACAGUGAUCUUUUAAAACCCAAUGAUGCUUUGUUCCUGAUACCUCUGCAGCAAACCCGUAUAUAAUUUCCCUUGCAUGGUUUUGAAAUCUAAAGAGUGCAGAGUUAUUGCUCCAUUUUAGCAAUCCUUGCAGCAUUCUGGGAAAUAGAUCAGCAGGUGUUGCAGGUAGCAAAAAGUGCAGCUCAGAGAUACCCUCCUUGCACAAGUAUGUGUCCCGUGGGCAGAUGAGUGCUUACUUCAGGAGUCUGCUCUUUUGAUAAGGUUCCAGAUGCACUGACUUUGUCUGUUCCAUAAUAUUAUUAAAUUUAAUGAAAUUUUGAUCAGUUUCAUUUAAAGAUAGUAACCCUAAUAUCCAUUUCUCUCAGUAGGCAAGUUAGAUUUUAAAAAAUUAAAAAUUGAAUUUGGGAAAGAAGCGGGAGUCAUUCAGCAUCACAAAAUGCCAUUUAUAUAGGUAAUACUACUUUACUUUUUGUUUCUGCAUUCAUUUGGUCAUGUAAGUGUGCUUAGAACUAAUAAAAAUUUGCAACUGGUGAAAAUUAAUGCAUGACUUACCAGCAGAGUAUGGAAUGUAAGCAUGUGCCAUGAAAUUGCAAUUCUUUUAUCCUUUAUUUUCCUUCAUUUACAUACUGAUUCCAUUUAGAGUGUAGUCCAUUCUUAUUCUUUGUUUCACAGAUUGGCCAAAAUGGGAAGGACUGGAUUCCGCUCUCUUCCACGAAGAGUCAAUGGGACUGGCUAAGAUCAAGGUCUGAGGCUUUUUCCAUCUGUCAUCAGUCCCUUUUUGCUUUCUUUUACGACCACAUGAAACUUGAGAAGCCACCUAAAGCUAAAUCAUUUAGUGGAGUUGGGCAGUUCCCAAGUGUCCAACAAGAAGGCCUGCUUUAGGCUGCGAUGGCCACUGUCAUUCCUGGUGAUUUGUCAGAAGUAAGAGAUACCCAGAAAGUCCCUUCAGGGAAACGUAAGCGUGGUGAAACCAAACCAAGAAAAAACUUUCCUUGCCAACUGUGUGACAAGGCCUUUAACAGUGUUGAGAAAUUAAAGGUUCACUCCUACUCUCACACAGGAGAGAGGCCCUACAAGUGCAUACAACAAGACUGCACCAAGGCCUUUGUUUCUAAGUACAAAUUACAAAGGCACAUGGCUACCCAUUCUCCUGAGAAAACCCACAAGUGUAAUUAUUGUGAGAAAAUGUUUCACCGGAAAGAUCACCUGAAGAAUCACCUCCAUACGCAUGACCCCAACAAAGAGACGUUUAAGUGUGAAGAGUGUGGCAAGAACUACAACACCAAGCUCGGCUUUAAGCGUCACCUGGCCUUGCAUGCCGCGACGAGCGGCGACCUCACCUGCAAGGUCUGCCUGCAGACUUUCGAGAGCACGGGAGUGCUGCUGGAGCACCUUAAAUCACACGCCGGCAAGUCGUCCGGCGGGGUGAAAGAGAAAAAGCACCAGUGCGAGCAUUGCGAUCGCCGCUUCUACACCCGGAAGGAUGUCCGGAGACACAUGGUGGUGCACACGGGAAGGAAGGACUUCCUCUGUCAGUAUUGUGCACAGAGAUUUGGGCGGAAGGAUCACCUGACUCGACACAUGAAGAAGAGUCACAAUCAAGAACUUCUGAAAGUCAAAACCGAACCGGUGGACUUUCUGGAUCCAUUCACCUGCAACGUUUCUGUGCCUAUAAAAGAUGAGCUCCUCCCGGUGAUGUCCUUACCUUCCAGCGAACUGUUGUCAAAGCCAUUCACAAACACUCUGCAGUUAAACCUCUAUAACACUCCGUUUCAGUCCAUGCAGAGCUCGGGACCUGCCCACCAAAUGAUCACGACUUUACCUUUGGGAAUGACGUGCCCAAUAGAGAUGGACGCUGUCCAUCCUUCUCACCACCUUUCUUUCAAAUACCCAUUCAGUUCUACCUCAUAUGCCAUUUCUAUUCCUGAAAAAGAACAGCCACUAAAGGGGGAGAUUGAGAGUUAUUUGAUGGAGCUGCAAGGUGGCGGGCCUUCCUCAUCCCAGGAUUCCCAAGCAUCAUCAUCUAAACUAGGGUUGGAUCCUCAGGUCGGGUCCCUGGAUGAUGGUGCAGGGGACCUCUCCCUGUCAAAAAGCUCUAUUUCUAUCAGUGACCCCCUAAAUACGCCUGCCUUGGAUUUUUCCCAGUUGUUUAAUUUCAUACCCCUCAACGGCCCUCCCUAUAAUCCUAUCUCAGUGGGGAGCCUGGGAAUGAGCUAUUCCCAAGAGGAAGCACAUUCUUCUGUGUCUCAGCUGCCCCCGCAGACACAGGAUCUUCAGGAUCCUGCAAACACUCUAGGUCUCGGCUCCCUGCACUCCCUGUCAGCAGCGUUCACCAGUAGUUUCAGCACCAGCACCACACUGCCACGUUUCCAUCAAGCUUUUCAGUAGGCGUCCCAGACGUGGACUGAUCACAGAAACCUAUGUGUAGCCCUGCCUUAGAGGACCAUUUUUAUUUUAGUGCCUACUUUAAAACCGCAUAAAAACUUCUGCUUUUGUACAGUACCAAUUUUCAUUAAGCCAGUAUGAAAUAGAAACAAGCUUUAUAAACGAGCUUUGGAACCAUUUGCGUUCAGUUAUGUUUACCUGGUAUUUUGUCCACACUCACUGCCAAUUGUCAUAUUUUAAGAUGCUUUUUCCUCUAGGAAAGCCAUUAUUAGCAGUAAAGUCUUACGAGUCCCACAUUCAAAUUGCUUUGAGAUCUUAAAAUUUUCAGUUCUGUCCAAUAACAGUGGCUCUAGCUUUUGACAUUUGUCUCAUUAAAGAUGUUUGCAACAGAAUGUACAUUUUCUAAAAUGUAUAUGAAUAACCUGAAAGUUUUUACAUUUUUACUCCUCUCUAAAUGGAUUCAUAAGCAAAUGUUUUCAGAUGAAUUCAGAAUCCAGUCUGGGGAGAUAAUAGAUGUUUCUUAGAUAUACCAUAAUUUCAGGUCAGUAUAUUUUGAAGACUUUGCUGUUGUCUGGCUCAAAUAUUUGCCGUCUAUAUUAUGCACAUACAAGGAAAACAAAACCUAAACACAAAGCACCAGUAUUUAUAGCAAAAAAGAGACUCCUGGUGAGGUGACACGCAUUCCAUGUUACUCCGUAGUUGGCCUUAAACUUGUAUGCAGGAUGUUUUGCCACAUUGCAAAGUCGCUCUUUCCAGUUUAAUAGUGCUCAUUGUGUUACAGCAUCCGAGUCUUCAGAGUCAGUGUAUGGCUAGAUCUCUUUAAUCAUUUCCACCUCUCAUGGCCAAAGGGUGGGUCAGGUGCAGCCAGCAAUUCUGUUUUAGUUGUCAGUCCACAGUUCAGAAUCGAAAGCCAUUGUGGAACCACAGAUGUCAGGGGUGUUUAUCCCAGAGUGGACUGUCUCUUCUUCUGUGGCGUGAUAGUCUCCUACGAAGAUAGAUGUGAAGCCCUUGGUUCUUGGGAACUUGUCUAGGGACCCUGUCCCUUGUUGCCAGGGUUGGAAACUAGACUCUUGAGGAGUAAAGGAAAAGCAUAUCGCUCACAUCAAUUCUUGCUGAAUUUAAUACAGUUUUCUUUCCCAUAAGAGCCAAAAGCAGAAAACAAAACAGCCCUACCCCCCAUGGUAUCUUUCUUAUUCAGUGUUGAUUUAUCUUUCCUUGCUAUUUUCAGAUGGAGACUUUAAAAUUAAAUGCAUUAGAAAGCUAUUUGAGGAAUGACCACAAAGUUCUAAGCAACUAAAAAUAUAUACAGUAAAACCCCACUUUUACACGUCUCUGGGAAAUUGGGGGAGAGCUGCAAAUCCGUUAAAUUUCUAGAGGGGGGAGAAAACUAAAGCUGAAUAAGCACUGUCUUAGGUAAUGUGAAAGUAACAAUUAAGAAUAUUGUGUUCACUGAAUAAAGUAGUUAUUGUGGACUUUCCUCAUAUUAGACAACCACCAUAGCCUUUUUGAAGGUGAAAUUAUACUUUUCUAAAUAUUGGUUGGGACAUCAGCCUAUGAAACAUAUCUAUUAAGCACUUAUUUUGGGACCCUGUCUUUUGGGGUGGGUAUGAAGGGGAAGGUUUAUAAAAGAGUAUAUAUCUCUUAAAAAAAAGGAAAAAAAAAAAAAGAAAAAAUAUUUGAGCACUCAUUAGCCCUAUACGGAAGCUUCUUUUUUCAUUUGUAGGGCCAAUUAUCACUGCAGAUUGUGAUGUUUACCAAGAAUUUUUAAAAAUGAGUGCAGAUUACUGAAUAUAAUACAUUAUUUAAAAUAUUUGGGAGUAGUAUAAUUUGUGGAGAAAUGUAAAUUGUAAUAAUGUAAAUGGGGGUUUCACUAUAUAUAUUAUACAUACACACACACACACACACACACACACACACACACAUAUCGCACUUCAUAGAAUCAGAGUUGCUCUCUUAAGGGAGCUUUGGCUCCUGAUAUUUUAUCAUGCUCCUAUUUUUUUUUUAAUUCUAGGAGCAGUAGUUUUUAUACUUAUGUAUUUA
Molecule: messenger RNA, 11227 nt
Organism: Mustela erminea (ermine)
Lineage: Eukaryota; Metazoa; Chordata; Mammalia; Carnivora; Mustelidae
Gene: PLAG1
Product: PLAG1 zinc finger
Exons: 3
Coding region: 7691-9190 (499 amino acids)
Source: RefSeq, a predicted model, not a curated record